GGAAAGCAGCUUGGGAAUCCCAACACUGCGUAAUGUCAUGUCGAGUCCUUAGCAUUUAUACUUCCUUGGGAUUGCUCUGUUUCACCACUCAGUCAGGGCUUUGCAGUUUACCAAGCAUUCUUUAUUUCACAAAGGCCAGUAAAGCAGUCGGGAGUGACAAGGAAGAGAAAAAAUCAACUAAAUCACAAAGAAGAAAAAUAGCACAGGGAUCCAGUUUGAUGCCGGCAACAAUGUGUUGUCAUGAUUUGUUGAUGAGGAAUGCCACGCUUUCUGCCUACACACCAAUGUGCGUGAGAAUGCUGCUAGGGGGCACACCGGCAGAGCUGCUAGAAACACCUUUCUCUGACUUACCCUGCUCUAUCAAUUGCAGGACUACCUGCGGCUCGGCUGUUGAUGCGGGAGGUGCUGUAGGGCCCUACUGCCUAACACUUGCUGACGAGGACACCCUUGCAAAGAAUAAGAUCGUGGAUCCUAGCAUCGGCCUCGAGAAAAGGGAGGAAUGGUAAAAUAGAAAAACUUUUCACUUUCAUUCAGUGUAUAAUAUACAUUAAAAGAGUUUAGGAUAGUGCAGGGGUGGCCAGAGUGACAUGGAGUUAGAGCCGCAGACAAAACUACGAAAGUUUAGAGUCGCUGGAACAAAGAAAGUGGGGGGGGGCUACUUUUAACAAGAAACAAUAUGGAGGAAACAGUUAUUUCCAUAGAGGACAAGUAUAAUGGGCGAUAACAACAAAUGACACUAUGCAUCAGAAGGUCCUUUCCACUGCUAAGCAAAAAUUAAUACACGAUUCACUAGCCAGUCACUGCCCCUGACAACUGUUAUGCGUAUACGGUUGAAAGU
Messenger RNA from Ixodes scapularis (black-legged tick), 838 nucleotides. RefSeq lists its product as uncharacterized. NCBI's taxonomy places the organism in Eukaryota, Metazoa, Arthropoda, Arachnida, Ixodida, Ixodidae. The record is from RefSeq and is a predicted model, not a curated record. The transcript has 2 exons. Bases 33 to 506 code for a protein of 157 amino acids.